AUGGUGUACGAUGUGUAUGGGAUCGCGUGUCUACAAACAUUCUGCCCGUUUCUCUGCCUAACAGUUCUCAAUUUUGUGAUUGUGAGCAAGUUGGCGAAAAUCGAUGCUGCACAGUGCCCCACUAAAGAGAUGAAAGGGAGCCCUACGAAGAGAAAACGGUCUAGAGUGUUAUCAUCACUCAGGAUUAGCAAACUGCAGAUCACUUCUACAGUAAGAAAUGCGAUUUAUACUAUGGUAGCAAUUGUGUCAACCUAUUUGAUUUCCAACUCAUUGCAUAUUCUUCUAACAUUAUUGGAAGUGACAAAAGCCUCGGUUUUAGUCGACGAACACGAUCCCUACAAAGCCUCCCUGCUCUACACCCUCCUUGGCGACGCCGUCAGUCUCCUCUACAUGGUCUCAUCCGCAGUUCGAAUACUCAUUUACACAUAUUGCAACCCCGCAAUCCGUUACCAACUAUUCUCAUUCCUUGGUCUCCGUUACGACCGGAAGGAUUCGGAUCAAUCAAAAAUUAUCAUUGCUUCCCCACUCCUUAUUGAAGGACAGCUGUCGAAUAGUGUUUAG
Messenger RNA from Caenorhabditis remanei, 561 nucleotides. RefSeq lists its product as uncharacterized. NCBI's taxonomy places the organism in Eukaryota, Metazoa, Nematoda, Chromadorea, Rhabditida, Rhabditidae. The transcript is spliced from 3 exons. Gene Ontology annotation, cellular component: membrane. The record is from RefSeq and is a predicted model, not a curated record. Bases 1 to 561 code for a protein of 186 amino acids.